Messenger RNA from Triplophysa dalaica, 964 nucleotides. It is a transcript of the gene cldng, whose product is annotated as claudin g. Gene Ontology annotation, cellular component: bicellular tight junction; plasma membrane. Gene Ontology annotation, biological process: bicellular tight junction assembly; cell adhesion. The record is from RefSeq and is a predicted model, not a curated record. NCBI's taxonomy places the organism in Eukaryota, Metazoa, Chordata, Actinopteri, Cypriniformes, Nemacheilidae. Gene Ontology annotation, molecular function: structural molecule activity. The transcript is spliced from 2 exons. The coding region runs from base 335 to 964 and encodes 209 amino acids.
UUAGUUUAAUUAAGUCAUAAGGUCAUAGAAUAACCGGGAAACCCUUUAGAUAAUAAGACUACGUAAUUUAUUCGUAAUCAUAACCCAUCGUUACUACAAAUCUCUUGGGCAAAUUAGAUGUCAAUCAGCCAAUCAAUGAUGGAGACUCAUUACCAGUAUGAAGAAGAAGUUCCUUCGAGUUAGCCAAUUGCAACGUGAAGCACACGUUAUGUCUUGUUGACAAUAACAUAAAAGCACAGUAAGGUUAAGUUUAAUAGUUAUUUUUAAACUCCAAUGAUUUAAUUGUUGUAGAUACAAUUUACAACGAGUUUGUUUACAGUGUUGGUAGUCAGUCAUGUCUACAGGGCUGCAGUUGCUUGGGACCACACUGGGCACUCUUGGCUGGUUGGGUAUCAUAAUAGCCUGUGCACUCCCGCUAUGGCGCGUAACCGCUUUUAUUGGAAACAACAUCGUGACUGCGCAGAUUAUGUGGGAGGGACUCUGGAUGAACUGCGUGGUGCAGAGCACUGGCCAAAUGCAGUGUAAAGUGUAUGACUCCAUGCUGGCACUUUCCCAAGACCUACAGGCCUCUCGAGCUAUCCUUAUCAUUGCUGCCCUAGUUGGUUUAGUAGCCAUAUUUGCCAGUUUUGCAGGUGGCAAAUGUACUAACUGCUUGGAAGACAGUCUUGCGAAGUCUCGGGUGGCCACAGCAGGAGGGGUUUUCUUCAUUGCUGCGGGUGUCUUGGGUUUGGUGCCGUCUAGUUGGAGCGCCCAUAGGAUCAUUGGAGAUUUUUACAAUCCACUUGUAGCUCAGGCUCAGAAGAGGGAGUUGGGAGCAGCCAUCUUCAUUUGCUGGGGGGCAGCGGUUCUCCUGUUGAUUGGUGGCGGACUUCUCUGCAGCUCCUGUGCCAGUGGAAGAGACUCCGGUCGGGGUCGAUAUAAUCCAGCAUCUAAAAAUGGAAGGGAACGAUUGGAAUAUGUGUGA